This is a messenger RNA of Caenorhabditis bovis, 2868 nucleotides long. NCBI's taxonomy places the organism in Eukaryota, Metazoa, Nematoda, Chromadorea, Rhabditida, Rhabditidae. The record is from the annotation of a GenBank genome assembly.
AUGAUCCCGAACGAGGCAUUCCAGAAACUGCUCUAUGAUUUAUUCUGCCUUUGGCAUGGUGUCCAACGGCACUAUGACCCGCCAAUCACCGACACCGAAGAACAGAGAAUGCAAAAGGUGAAGAACAUGAUAUGCAAACUCUUAUCGGAAAUUGAUGGAAGAGUGAAUCGCGUUAAGCAGAACAUUGAUCAGAGCCCACGCGGACAAGAUUUCUAUGAGGAAUGGACUAUGCUCACAUGGAAUGUGUUGUGUAUCACGAGCCGCCUUCAGAAUAGCCUUUCACAAGUCUUAGGAUCGAAUGAGGACAAGAUGAUUUACAGUCGUCUGAAUCAAGCGCUUGUUGAUCUUGUCAACUAUUCGAGAGAUUAUUUGCCAUUUCCAACAUGCGGUGACGUCGAUCCAGAAUAUUUGAUGCUUAAAGAAAAAAUGAAUCACACAAUGUUGAGUCUUCAUCAGUUAUAUCGACAAAUGAACUCGGCUGUCUUCCAAACACCAGCAGAUGUCGAAGACUUCCACACGAAUCUUCAGCAAUUCGGAGAACAACUUCUCAUUCCAUGUCUCGAACAAUAUAAAACUUUCUGCAAUAAGAACUGCGAGAUGCUUUGGCAUCAAGUAAGAAGCAAUCAAGUUCGCAGAAUGCGCGAGCAGACAAAAGAGCCUGAGAAUUCAGUGGAAACCCUAGUUACGUUCUAUUCAAAUAUGAUGUACGUGUUGGCGGUUCUCGCGGCUCGCCUACAAGGAUUCCGUUAUGAUUUGACGAUGAACAAGAAACUAUUCAAUUUUGACCCGGUGUUGCCGUUGUCCGAAGCGGUAUUUGCUGGUUUAGAGUUACUUAUGUCGAAUUGUGUACUUGCAACCGAGCCGUCCACGAGCGCAAUUUUAGUCACCAACAAUCUUUUUUCCAUGAACUGCGGUGCUCUUGCUCGAGGUGUCGUUUUCAAAGACUUUGAAAUUCAAGUCGUUUCCGAAGAAACAGCAGAGCACAUUCAGUCGGAAAUGUCGCGUCAACGUCUUCUUCAACAAGCAGCACCAAUUUCACUGGCACCGUCAGCAGCUCUUCUUGCGAUGAAACCGACUUCAGGAACGAAACGUAGCAACGCUGCGAGUAAUUCAGACUCCGCGAACAACACGGCGCACAAAAAGAGUGAUGUGAACAGCAAAGAAAGUGUUGUUAUCUACCCAGUUUAUAAUACGAAAAAUCGAUAUUGGGCGGCGAACUAUCCGCAUUUGUUGUGCACGACCCGACAAAAAGGACGACACUCGAUUCAGUCGUCUUUCCAGGAUUUGUCGCCGUCGUCAAGUUCGAAUGACAAAGGAAAUUCGCAUGGAAAACGCCCGAUAUUCUACUUUCAUAUUCGGGCGACACUUUUUAGUCCAUCUGGCAGAUUCGCCACUGCGCACACACUUUCGUUGCCGUUUACAAUCGCGACUCGAAGAAAUCAGGACUGCCAAGUUCAGCGAAUGAUGUCCUCUUACACGGCGACCAUCUUUUGGCUGUAUGGAUGCGAUACGCAGGAUGGACUCUUGCUGCAAUGGAUUGACACCGGAAUGCACUGGGAUCAUUUUAAACAUCUUUUUAAGCAACACUUCAAGGUGAAUGCUGAUGUGCAGAGAAGCCUUAUUGAUAAUGAUUUCGAACUGCUCAAGUAUAAGCUUCAAUGUCCAGACUGUUGCUCAGGACAAGAUGGAGCAAGAGUAAAUGGUGCUCAACAAAUCGUUACAUUCAAGAACGUGCUGUGUCCUCAUUUGCGGUAUGAAUGCGGAAGUACGAAUGUUCGAUUUUCCGUGUGGCGCGGAAUGCUUGAGCUUCUUCAAAUUUUCCACGAUUCGCGCAACAACGUGCGAAAAUUAUGGGAAAUGGGGCUGUUGAUGGGAUUUUUGGAGUUUGAGGAAGUCGAUAAAUUGUUGGAAACCCACAAAUCGGCAUUGAUCAUGAGACUGUCGUUUGUAACCGGAGGUACCAUUUGCUUCACAGUUAAAUCAACUGCCCAUACAUUGGAUCCAAAAGCGACAAAGCCAAUUCAUUUGGAGCCAUUGGAUUUGAAGAGACUUCAACAGAAAUGUCUUAAAGACUAUCUUCGUGAUAUUUCGGACGCGGAAAGGGUUAAAUAUAUAUUGAAUGCGAAUCUUGAAGUUGUGAGGAUCAGUGAGGUUCUGGCUCAGCUUGGUGAGAGUGCUUCGAUUGGUGGAACUUCGGAAAGUCGCGAUAUUUCGAGCAAUAUUACCCAUAUGGGGGAUAUUGACACAAUGCAACACAUCAAAUUUACCGCUAUGAGAAUAGCUGUUGUUACUUGCAAAGUCAAACCACCAUCGGCGGAUCAGGAUCUUGAAAUUGACGAAAACUUCGGCAGACUUCAGCAAUCUUAUCACUCGCAAGAUGAUGAUUUUGUGCGUGAACUGAUCCAAUUAGCAAAUUUCCAUGGAAAAUCGAAGCAAGAGAUCUACGAAGCUCUUGACGCCAUCCAUGAUCCAUCUUAUUCGUUUAAUAAUCCUGCCCCUAUUAGAAAAGCUUCUUCUUUAUAUGAUGCUGGAUCACUUCAGUCGAUGUCGUCGGGAUUGUCAACUCCCAAUGUUGUCUCGCCGUUGCCUCCAAAAGUUUCAAUUGUGAUAACAGUAGCUUUAAUCGUUGUGGGUCUUGUCACGAUGCUACAAAACUGGCGAUUGGCUCGAAUUGUUUCGCGAACACGAAAUCUUCCAAAAAUGCAAAAAAUGUUGCGUUUGCUGAUGAAAUCGCGAAUUGUCGUCAAAAAUGGAAUGUUGACCCCAGUGGAGACUGCGUUGCUCGCCGGAGAAGCUGGAAUGAAUCUUUCGAGUGUUAAAAUGGAAUAUUUAAAGGAAAGGGGACCACAUCGCGAUAUUUUGAUGUAA